Molecule: messenger RNA, 594 nt
Organism: Oldenlandia corymbosa var. corymbosa
Lineage: Eukaryota; Viridiplantae; Streptophyta; Magnoliopsida; Gentianales; Rubiaceae
Source: the annotation of a GenBank genome assembly
AUGCAGCUGACACUCCCAAGAACACUUGCUGCAGUUGGGAAGAUUCGGCGGUGGGCAAGGCUUGAGGACAGAAAGCCGGGAACAAUACGAGUCGGAAACCCGGAAAGGCGACCCGGAAAACGAGAUUGGCCUGGCGGGGAUGGAAGAGGCAGAACGCUGGGUCGUACAGUUGUGCUCGGAAGACCCGGAUGGCAAUGGAGGGAAUUUGGUCGGGGAAAGGAGCAGAGAAGUGGAAUCGGGGUCAUAGUGAAGGACGGAAAAGGUAAUGUUAUUGAUGGAAAUGAUGGAAUGUGGGUAGGAACAGCGGAUUUGGAAGGCUGGAUGGCCACAGCCGGAAUAGGAAGAGAAAGGAUAGGGAAGUUUGGAAUUGAAAGGAAGAAGAAGAAGAAGAAGAAAAAGAGAGCGGCGGCGAUGGAUGAAUAUGAAGAUGAUGACAACAUAAUGAAACCGAAUCAGAAGUUGACAGAGGAAUCAACCUCUCACGGAGAAGAGGAAGAGGAGGAGGAAGAGAGAGGGCAGUGCGUGACUGUGGGUGGGGAAGGUCUGUUAUCGAGGAAGAAAGGGGAAAGAGAGAGAAGUGAGUCAGUCACGUGA